CCCCGCACCCCACCGCCCCGCACCACCCCCCACCAGACAACCAACAUGUCCGCCGCCGCUCCGCUCCGCCGCCUGGCACGCCCCCGCACAAUCGCGUGCAUCGGCCGCAACUACGCCGACCACAUAGCAGAGCUAGGGAACACGCGUCCACGGGAGCCGUUCUACUUCCUGAAGCCGGCGACGUCUAUGCUGCAUCCAUCGUCUGGCGCGGUAUUGGCGCCUCGCGGCGCAAAGCUGCACUACGAGGUUGAGCUAGCGGCCAUCAUGGGAAGGGACGUCGAUGAGGCGCCGGAUACAGACGAGGCUGUGGCGAAGUAUGUUAAGGGCUGGGCGGUCGCGAUUGAUAUGACUGCGCGGCAGUUCCAGAACGACGCGAAGAAGCGCGCGCUCCCGUGGACGCUGUGCAAAGGCUUCAAGACGUUUCUUCCAGUUUCGCACUUCAUUCCGGCAUCGAAGAUCCGGGACCCGCACGACGUGCGGCUGUUCCUGCGGGUGAACGGCGAGACGCGCCAGGACGAUUCCACCGCGCUGAUGCUGUUCCGGAUCCCGCGGCUGCUGCAGCACGUUACCAGUGUUGCCCCGCUGGAGGAGGAUGACCUGCUACUGACUGGGACGCCGAAGGGCGUGGGCGAGGUCAGGGCGGGGGAUGUUAUUGAGGCGGGGAUUGUCGUCGAUGGAGUCGAGCUGGAGGAGGGGAGGAUCGAGGUUGUCGUCGAGCAGAGGGCCACUGGGUACAACUGUGAGGCUAGGGAGGCGUAGGUGGUUAUAGGUACAAAUGGAUAUCCAAUUGGUUCGCAGCUUCGCUACA
Tricharina praecox is the source of this 808-nucleotide messenger RNA. RefSeq lists its product as uncharacterized. The transcript has 2 exons. The record is from RefSeq and is a predicted model, not a curated record. Bases 46 to 759 code for a protein of 237 amino acids. Lineage: Eukaryota; Fungi; Ascomycota; Pezizomycetes; Pezizales; Pyronemataceae. Gene Ontology annotation, molecular function: acetylpyruvate hydrolase activity. Gene Ontology annotation, cellular component: mitochondrion.